AUGUCCAUAGAAUCUUUCACAGAUCUAGACUUCAAAACCUCUGCUGCUACUCUGCUUCAGUGCGAUGUGACCACGGCCCAAACUCAAUCCAACCCUAAACAACAUAUAGUGAUACAGGGUGCAACAGAAUCAACGGCUGCCAUUGCUGGGAAUAAGGUGGAGCAGGAUCGAGGUCUCGAUCGGCAGUACGCUAAAUCGCAGCCAAAAGGCACUGAGUCUGUAAAAAUUCUCAAAACAUCUAUAAUAGGCAAGGCUCAGCCGCCGAAUGGUUCAAGCUCUCGGUCACGACCAGUAGAGGUCAUUUGGGACACAGAAGCGCAGGCAGAGCUUCUGCUAGAAAGAAAAUCGUCUCUGCUGACCAUGCAUGCCGGAGCUUUCCUUCCGCCGGAUUUUGAACCAAAGACACGCAGGAAAAUGCAAAUUUUGAUAAACGAUAUAAACAUCCGAAAGAUCAAAGGCGAAACAGACCUAAAAAUAAAAGGAGGAGACAUAGUCCACAUCGAACUAAAUUUUCUUUGGCCGGAAGUAGUCAGACGAAAAUCUUAG
This is a messenger RNA of Dibothriocephalus latus, 546 nucleotides long. The record is from the annotation of a GenBank genome assembly. NCBI's taxonomy places the organism in Eukaryota, Metazoa, Platyhelminthes, Cestoda, Diphyllobothriidea, Diphyllobothriidae.